UUCUUCUCCUUCUUCUUCUCGUGUUCUUCUGCAACUUGUGAAUAUGGGGAACUACAUCUCCUGCACUCUAUCUACAGUCCCAGGCAAUAAGCACUUCUCCAGAUGUGCCAAGGUAAUAUUACCUAGUGGGGAUAUCAGGCAAUUCGACGGACCCGUCAACGCAGCGGAGCUCAUGUUUGAGAACCCAAAUUACUUCUUAGUAAAUUCUCAAUCGCUGCAGAUUGGUCGUAGAUUCUCUGCUCUCAACGCCGAUGAGGAAUUAGAGAUGGGUAACGUCUACAUCAUGUUUCCCAUGAAGAGAUUGAAUUCUGUUAUCACUGCGGUGGAUAUGGGAGUGCUUUUGAUUACUGCCAAUUCGGCAGCCAAGCGGGCUUCUGGGGGAAAACUCAGGAUCUUGCCGGAAUCCGGUGGAUGCACUGCACGGGUUGCGCCGGUCUCAACUGCUGUUAACAAUUUGCAGGGAAGUGAAGAAGGUUUGCCGAAAUUGAAAUUGGAUGAUAUUGAAGACUUCUCUGUACAAGAAUUCAAGCACAGGUUAUCAGUUUGCAGAUCGAGAAAGCCUUUGUUAGAAACCAUAACAGAGGAACCCCUCUGCUUUAGGUGAACCAUUUUAACAAAACCACAAGGUUAAAGUGUAUGUCUAUGUAGUUUGUGCUCUCCUGUUUUUUGAAGAUGAGAGAAUUAAUUCUUUGUAAUUGUUGGGAAAGAAAAAAGAAAUUCUUUUGUGUAA
Messenger RNA from Telopea speciosissima, 730 nucleotides. RefSeq lists its product as uncharacterized. The record is from RefSeq and is a predicted model, not a curated record. Lineage: Eukaryota; Viridiplantae; Streptophyta; Magnoliopsida; Proteales; Proteaceae. The transcript has a single exon. The coding region runs from base 44 to 604 and encodes 186 amino acids.